GAGAUGAGGGACAAAGGGAAAGGAGGGGGGAUGGAGAUGAAGGCAGAGCACAUCCUGUGUAGCCAUGACAUCAUCCUCCUGCUCACAUAUAUAUAGAGACUGGCCAGAGCAUCCCUCACAGUUCACUCACUUUGAAAGCCAGCUGAAGGCAAGAGGAAGCACCGAGAGAGAGCUCCUUCAGUGUCUGAGUGUGUGGACCUGCUUGUUAGAAGGCUGAGAGAAGAUGAGAGGAAUGAACCUCCAGCUGGUGUGCCUGACUCUCCUGGCUUUCAGCUCCUGGAGUCUGUGCUCAGAUUCAGAAGAAGAUGUGAGAGCCCUGGAGGCAGAUCUAUUGACAAACAUGCAUACAUCCAAGAUCAGCAAAGCAAGUCCUCCGUCUUGGAAAAUGACCUUGCUAAACGUUUGCAGCCUAAUAAAUAACGUGAACAGCCCAGCCGAGGAAGCAGGAGACAUGCAUGAUGAUGACCUUGUUGGCAAAAGGAAACUUCCCCUUGUUCUGGAUGGUUUUAGCUUGGAAGCAAUGCUGACCAUCUUCCAGCUCCAGAAAAUCUGCCGCAGCAGGGCCUUUCAACACUGGGAGAUAAUCCAGGAAGAUAUCCUUGAUAACGUCAAUGAUAAAAACGAGAAGGAAGAAGUGAUAAAGAGAAAAAUCCCUUAUAUUCUGAAAAGGCAGCUCUAUGAGAAUAAACCCAGAAGGCCCUACAUUCUCAAGAGGGGUUCCUACUACUACUGAGAAGCCAAUUCUUGACCUGUGAUUGUGAUUGAUUACCUGAUAUCUAGAUAUAUAAUUCUAUGUGUGAAUAAAUGUGACAGAACUUGAUUAUUUCAUCUUUUCCCACAAUUGUGCUUUAUUGGAUGUGAUUUUUCUUGCAUUCAUGUAAAUUGGAUGUGAUGUUUUCAAAUAAAUGUAGAUCUUGAGCAUGAUGUGUUCUGUAUAAUUUUAAUAGAUAAUAAUCAUAUCAUAUGUAGAACAUUUUGUCAACUUGCAAGAUAAGUUAUGGGUCAUACGAACAGUCAUGGCAUUUAGCAUGUUAUAGGAAAUUAUAAGAGAUUAUAACCAAACGGAGCAUCAUUAACCCAAAGCAGAACAAUGGUGCCAAUUUGAUUAUUUGAUUGCUUAUUAACUUAAAAAUAUAUACACUGCUUCCCAUAAACUGCUAGUUCAUCUCUCGCUACAAAGGAGUUACUAUCAUAUAAAGACUCAUCUGAAAGUAUUGUUAAUGAAACCUCAUUCUUUAUGCUUAUCUCGGUGUCUCUUUACAUGGAUAUUUUGCCUGUCAAAUGAAUUGAUAGCUAAUAAAAGUCAACAAGCCAUCAGAA
This is a messenger RNA of Mus caroli (Ryukyu mouse), 1320 nucleotides long. RefSeq names its product neurotensin (gene Nts). Gene Ontology annotation, molecular function: neuropeptide hormone activity. The record is from RefSeq and is a predicted model, not a curated record. Gene Ontology annotation, cellular component: extracellular region; axon terminus. NCBI's taxonomy places the organism in Eukaryota, Metazoa, Chordata, Mammalia, Rodentia, Muridae.